AAUGUCGGCGCGCUCCCUUCCACGGGCGUUUCGCGAUGUCCCCCGUCGCGUUUUUGUGUUCGGCUCGCGAAAGUUGUGACUUAAAAUUACUUUUUUCCCCCCUUCUUCCUCCUCCCCUCCUCCUCCGCGGACGGUCACUCAGACAUGCAACAGUUAGCCCGCUAGCCUAGCCUCCAUAUAGCGCCGUCAAGUUACAAAAUUGCCACGUUUCUUUCAUUUAGAAAAGACUUUUUAAUCACGUCAGCCGAUAAAACCGGGGUCUGGGCGUGCUGUUGUUGUAGUGUUGUUCUUUUUUCAACGAGCAAUGUAACUUGGGGCAGGUCGAGCGAAAGCAACGUGUCUCAUUUCCGCAUUCAUGUUUUGUGCGAGGAGUCAGGGCCAUGUUGGAAGCGACCGAUGUCUUCGCUCCCAACAUUUCGCCUUGGUUGAAUCACUUUUUCAACUGCCGAAGGGAAACGAUAUCGAAGCACACCGUUUAGACGCUGACUUGUACCCUCUGGGAUCCGGCUACGUCCCUGAAAUUGAAAGUGUCCAUGACAUAUCAGUAGGCACGAAGAGAGGAUCUGACGAGCUCUUUUCUUCCUGCAUAUCCAACGGCCCCUAUAUCAUGAACCCAGCCAAUGGCAACGACAGCAAAAAAUUCAAGGGUGACGUCCGCAGUCCUGGUGUUCCAUCACGUGUGGUUCAUCUACGAAAGCUGCCCAGCGACAUAAACGAGGCCGAGGUCAUUGGGCUCGGUUUGCCCUUUGGGAAAGUUACCAAUCUACUCAUGCUGAAAGGAAAAAACCAGGCAUUCCUUGAGCUGAACAGUGAAGAGUGUGCUCAGACCAUGGUGAGCUACUACUUGUCCGUGACUCCUGUCAUCAGAAACCACCCCAUUUACAUGCAGUACUCCACCCACAAAGAGCUGAAAACUGACAACUCCCCUAACCAAGUGCGUGCCCAGGCUGCUCUGCAGGCGGUCAAUGCUCUGCACGGUGGUGGUGGGAUCACCGGCAUGGCUAUAGCAGCAGACGCGAGCGGUCUCGCAGGCGGCACCGCCCAAAGUCCUGUUCUCAGAGUCAUUGUUGAGAACCUCUUCUAUCCAGUCACCCUGGAUGUGUUGCACCAGAUAUUUUCCAAAUUUGGCACAGUGCUGAAGAUCAUCACAUUCACAAAGAACAACCAGUUCCAGGCUCUCAUCCAGUAUGCUGACGCCAUGAUGGCCCAAAACGCCAAAUGUUUGGAUGGACAAAACAUCUACAAUGCCUGCUGCACCUUAAGAAUCAGCUUCUCCAAGCUGACCAACCUGAACGUCAAAUAUAACAAUGACAAGAGCAGGGACUAUACUCGCCUGGAUCUCCCCACUGCUGACACUCAGCCCACCCUGGAUCACCAGACCAUGGCCGCGGCCGCUUUUGCUGCACCGGGAAUAAUAUCUGCCUCUCCAUACGGGGGCGCUCAUUUCCCACCAACCUUUGCCAUCCAGCAAGCAGGUCAGUGCAGCAUCAUCACUCCAGGUCUUGCAAUGCCUGGUAUCCCAAGCGCCUUAGCAUCUCUGAGCGUCGGGCACGGCGGCAUGGCCGCAGCAGCGGCCGCAGCCAGUCGCCUCAGCCUGGCCGGGCUCGCUGCUGCCGGCGGACACAACGUCCUAUUGGUCAGCAAUCUAAACCCGGAGAGCGUUACGCCACACUGCCUCUUUAUUCUUUUCGGUGUGUACGGCGAUGUGAUGAGGGUCAAGAUCCUGUUCAAUAAAAAGGAGAAUGCAUUGAUCCAGAUGGCAGAUGGCACCCAGGCUCAGCUAGCUAUUAGCCACCUGAAUGGCCAGCGGCUACACGGCAGAGCCAUCCGCGUUACUGUGUCCAAGCACACAACAGUGCAGUUACCGCGUGAAGGCCAAGAGGACCAAGGCCUGACCAAGGACUACAGCAACUCACCCUUGCAUCGCUUUAAGAAGCCUGGCUCAAAGAACUACUCCAACAUCUUUCCACCCUCGGCCACACUCCAUCUGUCCAACAUACCGCCUGCUGUGGUGGAAGAGGACCUCAAGAGACUUUUUGCCAGCUCAGGAGCCACAGUUAAAGCCUUCAAAUUCUUUCAAAAUGACCGCAAGAUGGCCUUGAUCCAGAUGGGCUCAGUGGAGGAAGCCAUCGAGUGCCUGAUUGAGUUCCACAACCAUGACUUGGGAGAGAACCACCACCUAAGAGUGUCUUUCUCAAAAUCCACCAUCUGAGUGCCUUCAGAUCCCUUCCUAAUGUUUAUUUACCAUCUUGAUUGCGCUUAGUGGAAAUCAUUGGUUUCGAAGCUGUUUCUUUGCAGAAAGUUGCUUCCAGUUCGGAUUUUUUUUUAACAAUCCCUAAUUUUAUAGAAGAAAAAUGUUCAUUCGAAAAACCCUUUUGAUUCCCCCCCCCCCCCUGAAUAAAUGGUGCUCGCUUCUCAAACUAAGUUUAGCAAUUCAGGGAACAACUUUCCUAAUACAAUAAUGUUUUAGCCCUUUCACUUUUAAAGAGCCCUGUACAAUGCAGAAUCGAUAAUUUGCUGAGGAAAGCACAAUUUGGAUGAAAAUAACAGACCCAGAUCUGGUGGCACAUUUGGUGCUCGAACCUAGCAACAGUCUGCAAUGAAACAGCAAAAACACAUUGGAUCUAAAGUCAAAAGUAGCAGAUGAAGUGUCACUUAAGACCAAAUUGGUUAAAAUGGCCGCUGCCAUCUGUACCAUAAAAACUUAAGCAUUCCUUCGGAGGCGUCCUGUGCCUUUCACCUCCGCCUGUUAGACCAGUUAGGCAAGGUAAAAGGUAAACCGACUACCCAACCACUUCUUCAUAUACUUUUUUUUUUCUUAAAUUACUAUCUUCUAAGUGCCGUUGGCUUCAAGGGAUCUUCACCACUAUUCCUAGUACGCCAUCUGCUCAUCAAAAGCAAAGCUGUCUUUACCGACUGGUCUUUUGUGCCUUAUUUCCCCCCUUCACCCAACAAUUCUGAGCCGCCCGCCUUAAAGCGUCAUUCUGGCUUCAGGGGAAAAAUUGUGGCUUGUAUGGAGAGAGAGAAAAAAACAAGUGUUUACCUAUUAGAGAUUUGUGUGCAUAUAUCCAUAUAUAUAUAUGUAGAAAUUUUGAAUGUAAGCCCAGAUAGGCAAUGCUAGGCCAUGUAGCUCUUAGGUGUUGUCACAAGCUCAUUUAUUCUUACAUUACAUUCAUUUAAAUGGUCACCUAUAAAUACACAUUUAGCUAUACUUUUUUUUUGUUUAGCAUUUAAGUCUUGUAACAGUUUCUAGUUUAUCUUACAUUUUAUAUUACUGUAGUUUACUUUUUAUUUUAAUGUUGGUAGUAGUCAAGCCCCCAUUUGCUUACCUGACUGCUAACAUUCAUUUUUGACCAUCAAACUCAGGUAAUGGUACCUGUGAGACGAGAGCUUCAAGGUGUCGUUUUUUUUCCAUUUCCCUUUGGCGACUUAACUUGCUCCACAGUCAGGUUCUAUAGUGCACUUUUUUUUUCUUUUAAACAGCUCAUCGCACGCAAUCCAAAAGAAGUCUUAAAAAGUUGUCACAUUCCCCGAGUGCCUCCAGCACCGGUUCUCUACAAGCCUAUGACCACUGUAUAGUCCCGAACCAGAUGUGCGCACACACUCAUCCACGUUUGUGUGUGUGUGUGUUUUCGUCUAUUUUUGUACAAGAUUAUGCAUGGUUUAACAAAUGUAGCUACAGACGGUUGUUGUACGUGUUGUUGAGGACCAAAGUUACCUUCUCCCCACUGCUGUUUUAUAGUGUGCUUAAGUCCCCACUCCUUGUAGACUAGUCCCCCAUCCCAUUCCUCUUUGUCAACCCCUUCAAAUCUGCGUAAGGUAAUUUGACGAAGUUCCAUGUAGGGAAGGCUUGUUUUCCCCCUCCCUACCUACUCCCUUACACAAGUUAGUUCAGCCCCUUCAAAUCUACACAAAACAAAGGUCGCAGUUGCCUCUCCUCAGUUGCCUUUCCUUGGAUAUGCCUUAGAUGCACAACAUGUUAAAAAGAAAUCAAUACUGUAUCUUGUACACAUGCAUUCCCCUCCCCACCAAAAUGGCUUUAGAAUGAUGUAGAUCACGCCUUUUUGUGUUGAAAGCUUUUACGUUCCUUUUUAUACGGGGCUUUGGGGGUUAUUGUAUGACGCAGGGCUGACGGUUGUAUAUAUUCAUGUUUUUGUACCACACAAUCAUUGGGAUUAUAUUGACUUUACGUUUCAAAACAUGUAUAUUUUGAUAAGACAAUACAAGACUUUAAAAAAAAGAAAAUGUUCGCCCUCAUCCGGGAGCGUUAAAAACAAGACUUUGUAACAAAGACAUUAAAACUGGUAUGAACACACAAGUGUCUCUGUAUAUACGCCCCCUUGCUUCCCUGCCACCAUCUUGUUCUUGACUUUUCACAUCUUUUGCUGCCUUCAAUAAAUCUUUAGUUUCUUUCUUUCAUCUGGCCUCAUUUGGUUUCUGUCUCCUUCCUCCUUUUCUGUGGAGCUGAUGCCUGGUUAACGUAACAUUUUCCACCUUCAUGUUUAACUUUUUUAUUGUAUCUUGCAUUUCCAACUUGACUCAUUUUUAAAUGUUGACUUAAUUUUACCUGUCUAGAUUCAAUUGACCUGGGGGGCGUCAAGCACCCUUGCAGCGUUCUUGAACAGUUGAAUGACAUUUUAUAUAUUUUCCGCAACGACCUGUUUUCUAUUUUGCCCCAUUUCUUUUGGCUUCGUCCUUCACUGUAUGUGAAUGUGGAAAUUGUUUCAAGUUUUUUUUGCCGUGUGCUGUCAUGGCAGUUUUUAUCAGAUAGGGCAGGUAUGUCAUACAUAUCUUUUGUCACAGCAGGCUUUUCUUAGGAGGGCUAGUAUGUCUGCCAUCUAGGACUGACAUCUUGAUUUGAGAUUGACCUAAAAUUCAUAAAUUAAUUUUCAAAGACAAAAUACUAAAUAUAUUUAAUUUUUUAUUUUUUUUAAACCAUAAAUAUUCUUGGUCAUGAAAAGGGAAAUACAAUAUAUACUUUAAAAUUUUACUACAUUCUACACGUUUUAAAGGCGAAAAAAUGGUUUUAUUAGUGUUUAUUUUAAAAGGAAACAUUAUUUCUGUUGUCUCUAAACACAAUUUUAAUUCCAACAAAUGUAGCUGCAGACGUAUAAACAGAAAAUACAUAUAUACAAAUACUUCAUAUAUGGCUGGAAACGCAGACAUGACUGAAAAAGCAGUUUCUGCUCUUGCACUCUUUCAAAGAAACAGCUGUAUUUUAAGCCAAAACAACUUGUUUGAUAAACAAUGUCUAUAUGCUGCCAUAGCAGAUUCAUGGCGCAUGAAGCCCCCAAGCUAUUUUAAGUUGCCCGUUUUACCCAGAAAACACUGUUUACAGACGUCGCGCAACCGUUUUUUAUUACAACCCAGCCGUAAAACGAAGGUAAUUAUUCAAAAUGUUAAUCUUUAGCUUAGAAUCAUUAAUUGGUCUAAUAUUUCGUUUAAAAAAAAAAAG
Molecule: messenger RNA, 5455 nt
Organism: Corythoichthys intestinalis (scribbled pipefish)
Lineage: Eukaryota; Metazoa; Chordata; Actinopteri; Syngnathiformes; Syngnathidae
Gene: ptbp1a
Product: polypyrimidine tract binding protein 1a
Exons: 16
Coding region: 356-2212 (618 amino acids)
Biological process (GO): regulation of RNA splicing; mRNA processing; regulation of cell differentiation
Cellular component (GO): nucleus
Molecular function (GO): mRNA binding
Source: RefSeq, a predicted model, not a curated record